Molecule: messenger RNA, 1480 nt
Organism: Durio zibethinus
Lineage: Eukaryota; Viridiplantae; Streptophyta; Magnoliopsida; Malvales; Malvaceae
Gene: LOH1
Product: RNA-binding CRS1 / YhbY (CRM) domain protein
Molecular function (GO): RNA binding
Source: RefSeq, a predicted model, not a curated record
GCAUUAAAACCGUUUUAUAAAGUCUAACCCAGAGUCUGAGCAGAGGCCGAGAGAGUGGGAAGAGUAAAAAAUUUAGAAAUGGCGGGGAGGGUUUUAGCUUCAGCUUCAGUUGGUCUGCGUAUUAUUCCGAGUGUCAAGAUUCUUUGUUCUAAUUCAUUCAUUUCCGUUCCCAAUAAGCCCCUUCACAUACCCAGUAGUUUGGGUGAUGAUAUAUGCAAGGCUUCUGGUCGGCAGCAGGCUUUUGCCCCAAUCUAUGACAUAAAAAGGUUUCUGCUCCAGGGGCAUGUAUGGAUUCAUUCAGCUCCAUUUCUGAAUGCUUCUGAAAAAGUUGUUGGGACAGUCAACCAUUCUGAUAAAGAUGCUAGUUUUGAGGAUGCUUGUACUGAUAAUGGUAAGGUGAAGAGGAAGAAAUUGAAGGGUAAAAGAGCUGUUGUAAGGUGGUUAAAAUUCUUUAGGUGGAAGAAGAAGAAAGAGUAUGAAAGAAUGACAGCUGAAGAAAAGAUUCUUUACAAACUUAGAAAGGCUCAAAAGAAAGAAGAAAGACUUGUUACAGCUUUAAAUAAGAUUGAGCCUGCAGAAUCAUCUGAAACAACCCAUGAUCCAGAAAUAUUGACUCCGGAAGAGCACUUUUUCUUUUUAAAGAUGGGCCUCAAGUGCAAAAAUUAUGUGCCAGUUGGAAGACGAGGAAUUUAUCAAGGUGUAAUUUUGAACAUGCACCUUCACUGGAAGAAACAUCAGACUUUGAAGGUAGUGGUUAAGACAUUCUCACCAGAGGAAGUCAAGGAGAUCGCUGCUGAGCUUGCAAGAUUGACAGGUGGGAUUGUGCUUGACAUUCAUGAAGAUAAUACAAUAAUUAUGUACAGAGGGAAGAAUUAUUCUCAACCACCUACAGAGAUCAUGUCACCCAGGGUCACUCUUUCUAGAAAGAAGGCUCUUGAUAAAUCCAAAUAUAGGGAUGGCAUUCGAGCUGUUAGGAAGUAUAUCCCAAAGCUUGAACAGGACCUUGAGUUGCUACGUGCUCAAGCUGAAAAUAGACCUGAUCCUAUGCAACAUGUGCAAAACAUUGAUAAUUACAAUGAGGAAUCUAGGAAGAUUUCAAGCAUGCAGUUUGAGGGUUCAAAUAAAUUGAAAGAAAUUUUGGAUGUGAGCAAGGAACUUUCUGACAAUGAAUCCACUAUGGAUUCGCUUAUGGCGUCUGAUUCUGAAGACUUGUCAGAUAUUUUUGAGACUGAGUCAGACACUGAGACAGAGGAGAAGAAAGAUCGACCACUUUAUUUGGAUGAAUUUGACAAAUUUCCAGUAGAAAGUGAUGGGGAACCUGAAGAUUUUAAGGAGCACCUGUGUCAAAUAUCCAUGGGCUCAAAAGUUCCUAAAGCAUUGGACAGUAAUGUUAACUCACCUAACUUUGAUGAGGUAGAUCAUAUAUUUUUACGUGCUGCUUCACUCUUGAAGAAAAAGAGGAGAUAGGAGGUUUCAUAAU